Rhopalosiphum maidis (corn leaf aphid) is the source of this 3207-nucleotide messenger RNA. RefSeq names its product glutamate receptor ionotropic, kainate 3-like. The transcript is spliced from 17 exons. Gene Ontology annotation, biological process: synaptic transmission, glutamatergic; modulation of chemical synaptic transmission; monoatomic ion transport. Gene Ontology annotation, cellular component: postsynaptic membrane; plasma membrane. The coding region runs from base 90 to 2912 and encodes 940 amino acids. NCBI's taxonomy places the organism in Eukaryota, Metazoa, Arthropoda, Insecta, Hemiptera, Aphididae. The record is from RefSeq and is a predicted model, not a curated record. Gene Ontology annotation, molecular function: glutamate-gated receptor activity; transmitter-gated monoatomic ion channel activity involved in regulation of postsynaptic membrane potential.
CUUUCACUGGAGUGUAGGAGGAAAUAAAUAUAUUUCAUUUUUGUUCAGUGUGCAGUGUGCUUCCGAGUUCUGAACCAUAUGGUAGAAAUAUGUAUGCGAUCGUCGUCACGCUAUGUACGUCGAUCGCGGUGUUAUUGCUCGUGGCGGCUUCCGAAGACGACAUCAAUAAGCCAUUGGCUGGUAACAAGGUCGUAAAAAUCGUUGCAUUUUUCAACGAGAACGAUGAUUCCGUCAAUCAAUUGGCGUAUAACGUGAGCGCAAAAAUUGUUAAUAUUAUGGACACGGUGUUACCUAAAAACAGAAUCGUCCAAAGAUCUGAAUACGUCAUAAACGACAUGUAUAACGUAACACGUGUUGUAUGCGACACGUUGAAGCUUGGAAUCGCAGCAUUUAUUGAUGGAACAGAUGACGAAGAUGUUGAAAAUGUGGUUAGAUCUAUUAGCACCCAUACACAAAUACCAUUCAUUGAAACACAUUGGAAAAAAUUUCACCGGCCUCCCGAUCCUUACUCCGUCAAUAUUUAUCCUGAUCCAUCUCUUUUAGCGCAGGCUAUAAGAGAUAUAAUAUUGGAUAUGGAUUGGGAGUCUUUCACUGCUAUCUAUCAAAGUCCAGAAAGUUUGAUUAGACUCAAAGCUCUGUUAAUGCAUUUCGAUUACGGGCAAAAGGCUCCGGGAAAAUCUAUUAAAAUCAUUCAAAUUCCACCAACGGAUGAUUUUCGGCCGUUGUUCAAGGAAUUAAAGUUGUCUGGCGAAAAACACAUUAUAUUAGACUAUGAAGUCGAACACAUCAUGCGUAUACUAGGACAAGCGGAGGAAGUUCACUUUAUGGGAGAUUACCAGAGCUACGUCAUCACAAAUUUAGAUGCGCACACGUUAAGUUUCGACGUAUUCCAUAAAUCGAUGGCUAAUAUAACGUUGAUCCGAUUAAUCGAUCCAGAAAGUCAGCACGUUAGAAACGCUGUCGAAGAAAUCGUGUUCAAUGAACAAAAAAGCGGACGAAUCAGUGUUCUAUCGCCAGAUACGAUAAAAACUAAAACCGCGUUGAUGUACGACGCGGUAAACUUUUUUGCAACGUCGCUCCAUGGUUUAGUAUCCACGCAAACUAUGGGGCCAUCGAGAAUCGUUUGCAACGACAUAAAACCGUGGGUGCACGGAUACAGUCUAAUCAAUUAUAUGCGAGUGAUGGAGUUGAACGGAUUGACUGGAAAAAUGAGAUUUGACGCCGAGACAGGCUACAGAAAUUACUUCAAAAUAGAUGUGGUGCGAGUAAAAGAGAGUAAAAAGCAUCGUUUGGGAUCUUGGGACCCGGUGGAGGGGAUGACGCUAACAAGAUCGGCGUCGGAAAUGAAUUUAGAAUUCGUCCAGUCGAUUACGAAUAAAACGUUUAUUGUCGUCGGUAAAUUAGUUCAACCAUAUUUGAUGAGAUGCAAUGCCACGGAAAAAGGAAUGGACAAAGACGAAGAGUGUUUCGAAGGUUUUGCAUAUGACUUGGUCGAAGAAAUGGCCAAAUACAAUGGAUUUAAAUUCAAAUUUACCACAAACCAAGAUUACGGAACCAUGCAAAAGACCGGCAAGUGGAGUGGUAUGAUUGGAGAGUUGCAGUCCAUGCGAGCUGAUUUAGCGAUAUGUGACCUUACGAUCACUUUCGACCGGCGGAACGCAGUGGACUUUACAACACCAUUCAUGACGCUGGGCAUAAGCAUACUGUAUGCGAAACCGGAGAAGAAGAAACCUCAACUGUUCUGGUUCUUGAACCCACUGUCAUUCAGCGUUUGGAUGUACACAGCGACCGCGUACCUAGGCGUUUCCUUGUUCUUGUUUAUGUUGGCCAGAAUGACACCGUUCGAAUGGGAACUCCCGCACCCGGUCAAGCCCGGAGACAACACGAUGGAAAAUUCAAUGACGUUGCUCAACUGCCUAUGGUUUUCGAUCGGUUCCGUACUAUGUGCCGGAUGCGAAGUCCUACCCAAAAUCACACCCAACGAAUGGCACGACCCACAGCCGUGGAAAGACGGUAACAACGAGCUUGAGACUAGGCUUAAUGUGGCUAAUUUGAUAUGGUUCAGUUGCGGCACCAUGUUGCAACAGGGUUCCGAUAUAUCACCUCAGGCAGUAUCCACGCGUUUAGUGGCGGGGAUGUGGUGGUUUUUCGCGCUGAUCAUGACCUCGUCAUACACCGCCAACUUGACAGCGUCUAUUACCAGCGGACGUUUGGACACACCGAUCAAGAACGUCGAUGACUUGUCGAAAGACUCGAACAUCCAGUACGGCUGUUACGAAGAAGGAUCAACGGCUGGUUUUUUUCAGAAAUCGAACUUGAGUUUGUACCAGAGGAUGUGGAGCGUGAUGGAAGCGUCUAACCCGACCGUGUUCACGAAGAGCAAUCAGGAGGGCGUAGACCGGGUACUCAAAGGUAAAGGCCGGUAUGCGUUUCUCAUGGAAUCAUCGAGCAUCGAGUAUCAGACAGAACGCAACUGCAACCUGAUGGAGAUCGGCAAUACGCUCGACUCCAAAGGGUACGGCAUAGCAAUGCCGAUGAAUUCGCCAUACCGUACUCUAAUUAGCGAAUCAGUGUUGAGGUUACAAGAGUCCGGAUUCAUGCGAGAGCUAAAAGACAAAUGGUGGAAAGUUCAAGGAGGCAAUAAAUGCGAGGAAGAAGACGAAAGCGACGAACUCGGUUUUACGAAAAUCGGUGGCGUUUUUGUGGUACUGGUUCUCGGGUGUUUGAUUGCGUUUAUGUUUUCCAUAUUGGAGUUUCUGUGGAACAUCCGGAAAGUGGCCAUCGAAGAAGAGAUAACACCGAAAGAAGCAUUGAUUUUAGAAUGGAAAUUCGCGAUGAAGUGUGACGGAGGAGUCAAGCCACUAAGACGGCGGCAUCAUGUCAAUGCCGAUACGAACUCUGACACGAGCUGAAAAUAUAACUACGAACGACAUUAAAUAUACUCGUUUGUAAACUAAUUCCCCCCUCCCCCGCCAGUGAUAACGAAAUACAAACUUCAGUAUCAGUUGAACGAUAUUCAAUAUAUAGGAAAACGAUUAAUGUUUAAUAAACCUACAUAUAGAUAUAGGGAAAAUCGACGAGCAAAAUCAGAGUACGGCACGGUAAAUAAAUAUUAAAUUCUCGUGAGUAAAAUAUUACAUUUUGGCAGUAUUUUAUGAGUACAAAAUUUUUUGUUUCAAUAAUAAAUGUGAAUUAUUUUACUAUUAA